Molecule: messenger RNA, 2765 nt
Organism: Tachysurus vachellii
Lineage: Eukaryota; Metazoa; Chordata; Actinopteri; Siluriformes; Bagridae
Gene: fah
Product: fumarylacetoacetate hydrolase (fumarylacetoacetase)
Exons: 14
Coding region: 158-1498 (446 amino acids)
Biological process (GO): L-tyrosine catabolic process; L-phenylalanine catabolic process; homogentisate catabolic process
Molecular function (GO): fumarylacetoacetase activity
Source: RefSeq, a predicted model, not a curated record
UUAAAAUGUCCGUGGGCUUGUGUGUGUAUUUUUGAUUAUUUUAUAUUUCUUUCACGGUUUCAUUUGCAUUGUGUAUGCGUUUUCAAUUGUGGCUAGUCUGAAAAAUUGUAAAAAUCCAACCUGGCAACCUUUGCGUUUGAGGAGGCGGAAUGUUCAUAUGGCAGCUGGUAACAUCUGGAUAUCUUUAUUAACGCUGUUCCUUACUUUGAAAAGUCCUCACGAGCUGAACUGUAGAUCCAGUAUGUCUUUCAUUAAAGUAGACGAAAACUCUGACUUUUCUUUCCACAACCUCCCUUACGGAGUUUUCUCAACCCUGGACAAUGCUCGGCGGAGAGUCGGAGUUGCUAUUGGAGAUCAGAUCCUGGACUUGAGCGUCAUUAAACAUCUCUUCACCGGACCAGAACUCUCUCAGCACCAGCAUGUGUUUAAUCAGCCUUCUCUGAAUGCGUUCAUGGCCCUGGGUUCGGGUGCAUGGAGAGAGACUCGCGCGCUCAUACAGACACUGCUGCGCGUGGACGUGCCGACACUGAAAGACAAUCACGACCUCAGGGGCAGAGCUUUUGUUGAUCAGAGCACGGCAAUGAUGCAUCUUCCUGCUGAGAUUGGUGAUUACACUGACUUCUACUCAUCCAGAGACCAUGCCACUAAUGUCGGGAUCAUGUUCCGGGGCAAAGAGAACGCACUGAUGCCAAACUGGUUAAGGCUGCCGGUUGGCUAUCAUGGAAGAGCUUCGUCUGUGGUUGUCUCAGGAACACCAAUCAGAAGACCUCAAGGCCAGAUGAGGCCAGACCCAGCCAAGCCUCCAGUGUUUGGGCCAUCAAAGCAGCUAGACAUUGAGCUGGAAAUGGCUUUCUUUGUGGGUCCUGGGAACAAACUGGGAGAGCCGAUUCCUAUAGAUAAAGCACAUGAACACAUCUUUGGUAUGGUGUUGAUGAACGACUGGAGUGCGAGAGAUAUCCAAGCAUGGGAGUAUGUGCCAUUAGGUCCUUUUCUGGGGAAAAACUUUGGGACCACCAUCUCACCCUGGGUCGUUCCUAUGGAGGCUCUGCUGCCCUUUGUGGAGCCAAACACAAUGCAGGACCCAGAGCCACUACCAUACCUUUGCCACCAGGACCCAUACACAUUCAACAUUAACCUCUUUGUUUCCAUUAAAGGUGAGGGCAUGAGUGAGGCAGCCACCAUCUGCAAGUCUAACUUUAAGUACAUGUACUGGACCAUGAAGCAGCAGUUAGCGCAUCACACGGUGAACGGCUGUAACGUCAGACCUGGAGACCUGCUGGCAUCAGGCACCAUAAGCGGACCGGAUCCGGCAAGUUUUGGCUCAAUGCUGGAACUUUCAUGGAGAGGGUCGAAGGUCAUUGAGCUGGGCGGAGGAGAGACGAGGACAUUCCUUAAGGACGGAGAUGAGGUCAUGCUCACAGGCUACUGUGAGGGUCAAGGAUACCGUGUUGGUUUCGGAUUAUGCCAGGGGAAGAUCAUUCCUGCCCUACAGCAGUGAUUUCACAUUUUUCUCCUUCCCUCCCAAAACCAGCUGGGAUCUUUACGCACCACAUAAUGCCUUAUCAGUCAUGUAUAAUUAUUCAUGACCUUUUCACUGGCAACUAAUGAAGUACAUGAAGCUGUUUUUAUUAGCUCAUUGGAGUUUCACUUAGCCAAAGUUCUUCUCUGGGCAGAAAGGAUUAUGAUUGAUGGUGUGUGACAGCCAGGGAAAUGGAAACAGAUUGGAUUAAGAGCAUUGACUUUUGUUUAAUUCUAAGAGCAUGACCAGAAGCAUUCCAUUUCUUUUUAGGGAAAAAAAUACUUAAGCAAAAUGUGAUAUUAAUGGAUUUUUGUUUAUUACAGCAAAAUUCAGAAAGGCAAAUUCAUAUCUAUGAACUAGUGUAAAAUUUAAUUAAGUUUUGAGUCUGUUAAAGUGUAUAGUAAUGUUUAUGACCUCCUGUGUCAUAGAUAGAAACACAAUUGCUUUCUUGUUUCAGGUGUGGACUUUUGCUUUAAUUAGUUCAGUAAGUAAUAAAUUAAAGGUCAAAGAGUUUGUUAUGGAAAACGGGAAAUGCGGUACAACCUAAUUUUUUCAACAUUUAACUCUAAAGAAAAAAAAAAUAAAAUCCAGUUUGCUUUAUAGCUAAAUAUUAUUCUGCAGGAUCUAACAGAAGGUUUUAUUUCUUGAGAGCAAUAACACACCGCAAUAACCUCAACUGCAAAUUAGGUAGAUGUCAAACAGCUUUCUUUUAAUAAUUAUUUGCUUUUUUCAGUUAGUCUAAUGUGUCUUUUAAAUCACAGUAUUGUGAGACAGUAUUAUAUUAUAGAUAUUAUAUUAUAAUAUUAUAGAUAUUAUAAUCUCCACACUCUCACUCUGUGAUCAGUAAAUUCAGUUCAUGCUCUUGACUGAUUAAUCAACCAGGUGGCAAAGAAUGCUAUAACGACUCGGCCUGUGUUUUGAAACAGGUAGUUGGUCAGACCUAUCUGGAUUUUUUCAGCAUGUCAGGAACACAAACACAUGCAAUAAAUAUUCCACAUUGUGCAACACAUUGGCUAAAAGUGCAUGUGCUCUCUUGGUUAUACCUUUUCUGCCUUUAGGAAAAGUUUGAUUAAGUAAAACUCCAGAGUUUUUCAAAAUAGUCUGUCAUGCGUACGUUCUUCAAAGAUUUACUUUUGCAAAAGAAUUACAUGUCUCUCAAUGUGAAGUCUAAUUGCCAAAGACAGUGUUUUGUUUAUUUCUUUUUGUUACGCACAAACUGGUAAUUAAAGUUACUGAUGCCUGUUAA